Lacerta agilis (Sand lizard) is the source of this 934-nucleotide messenger RNA. RefSeq names its product urokinase plasminogen activator surface receptor-like. Bases 67 to 678 code for a protein of 203 amino acids. The transcript has 5 exons. The record is from RefSeq and is a predicted model, not a curated record. NCBI's taxonomy places the organism in Eukaryota, Metazoa, Chordata, Lepidosauria, Squamata, Lacertidae.
UCUUCCUCCACAAGUCACCUGUUUGCUUGUUCUAAGUCUUCUUCAGCUUUUGAUCACUCCACUGCUAUGAAGGCUUUCCUCAGUAGCUGCCAUUUCUUGGUGCUGCUUUUUCCAGCAGUGACAGCUGUGAUCUGUUAUCACAAUUCUUUGGUUGAAAACCCAGAAUACAUACAGGGAGAUUGCGAAAUUGAAGGUGGCUUUUGCUUUUCUCGUAUAACUGACAACCAUUUAAAUGUCCCUUCCAGGAUGGACUCUGAAGCUGGAUGUGCUACAAAUUGUCCCAAAACAAAUUACAGUUUCACUACACAGGGAGGUUUUUACUUAAUUAGUAGCACCUACUGCUGUCAAGAUGUAUUAUGCAAUAUGGACGAAUUGGAGAAGCCAAAGCUUGGUGACUUCAAUGGGCGACAGUGUGAGGCCUGUCAUGCUCCUGCCUCAGAAGGAUGUUCGGGCUUGAAUACUAUCAGGUGUCGUGGUGCUGAGACUCAAUGCAUUUCAUUUGUUAUUGUUCACAAUGACAGUUCCAUUUCUGAUGAGAUUUAUCAAGGCUGUGCCACCCCAUCAUUUUGUGACUUGGCCAGGAAUUCCCCAUAUAAUGAACACUUUUCGGGCACUAUAACCAAUUCACGAUGCUGUGAGACGCUGCGUUCAUCAGAACAGCUCAACUUUGAAGGGUAGUUAGGAGAUGUCUUCUUCCUUUUGGAUUCCACCAUUUGCUGCAGUGGUGGAGAUGGAGGUUGCUUGCCUGGUGGUGGGAGUGCAGAGCAACUGGGAUUCACAGCACUCCUGAGUCCUCUCUUUUGCAUUUUGUGGAGGGUGAAUGGGGUGCAGAGGAUAGAAAAGCUAAAGUAGGAAUAUGGGGUUUGGGGCUCUGGCUCAUAAUAAUAUGGCAUAUGGGUUAAAAUUUUCUUUGUUCAUAAACACAAUAAACUGG